AUGGCUACAUUGGCUCGAUCCUUCUCUUCUGACGGCGCUGGCGUUGCCGUCAUCGUUCCCCAGAAUCCACUUUUAUCGAUAACUUACCAACAGCUGCAUUCGCACAUCUCCGAUUUCCAGGCUAAGCUGGCUAAACUUGGGGUUGGGCAUGGAGCAGCAGUGAAUCUGGCCCUUGUGAAUUCAUAUGAAUUUAUCGUCGGAUUUCUGGCAGCAUCCUGGCAACGGGCAAUCGCUGCACCCCUAAAUCCUGCCUACAAGCAGGAUGAGUUUGAGUUCUAUAUAGAUGAUCUCAGCUCGACCUUGGUCCUUAUUCCCAGGGGAGCAUAUGCCCAAGAUGGCCCCGCAGUUCGAGCAGGCCGAAAGUAUCAAGCCGCUAUUGCAGAGUGCUACUGGAACGGAACUGAGGUUGUCCUUGACGUAAAGGAGGAGGGCAAACUGGCAGGUAAAGGGAACGCUGGAGUUCAAAACGCCCAGCCCGACGAUGUUGCACUUGUUUUGCAUACGAGUGGAACCACUGGCAGGCCCAAAGCUGUUCCGCUCACCCACAAGAAUCUAACAACAACCAUGAGGAACAUUCAGGCAACGUACAAUCUCACUCCGGCAGAUAGAACAUAUCUAGUCAUGCCCCUAUUCCAUGUCCACGGCCUCUUAGCAGCCUUCUUGGCUCCUCUUGCGUCCGGAGGCUCUGUAAUUGUACCGCCCAAGUUCUCGGCCCAUGAAUUCUGGUCCGAUUUCACCAAAUACAAGGCGAACUGGUACUCCGCUGUGCCCACUAUCCACCAAAUCCUGCUCAAAUCGCCGCUGCCAACCCCUAUUCCUCAAAUACGCUUCAUCCGCUCCUGCUCUUCUCCUCUUUCGCCGAAAACGUUCCAGGAUCUCGAAAAUACAUUCAACGCCCCGGUGCUUGAGGCAUACGCCAUGACAGAGGCAGCCCACCAGAUGACAAGCAACCCUCUGCCCCCGGCAAAGCGGCAGCCCGGUAGCGUUGGAAUCGGCCAGGGCGUCGAAAUCAGGAUUCUCGACCAGGCCGGAAAAGAAGUCCCACAGGGUUCCGAGGCGGAAAUCUGCGUUCGAGGAGAGAAUGUCACAAAGGGAUACCUCAAUAACCCAGCCGCCAAUGAAUCCUCAUUCACUAAGGACGGGUUUUUCCGCACAGGUGACCAGGGAAAGAAAGACGCCGAUGGCUAUGUGAUCAUCACCGGUCGUAUCAAGGAACUCAUCAAUAAGGGCGGAGAAAAGAUCAGUCCUAUCGAACUAGACAAUACUCUGCUGAGUAACCCUAAAGUUGGCGAAGCGGUUUGUUUUGCCAUCCCCGACGAGGGUCACUACGGCGAAGACAUCGGGGCGGCGGUAGUCCUGAAGAGUGGCCAGAGUGCCACGGAGGAUGAAUUGAAGUCAUGGGUCCAGACCAAGCUGGCAAAAUUUAAGACCCCCAAACAGGUUUGGAUUGUACCUCAGAUUCCCAAGACGGCAACGGGCAAGAUCCAGCGACGCAAAGUCGCGGAGACGAUGCUGAAGCCCAAGGCGAAGUUGUAA
This is a messenger RNA of Aspergillus versicolor CBS 583.65, 1536 nucleotides long. RefSeq names its product acyl--CoA ligase. The record is from RefSeq and is a predicted model, not a curated record. Gene Ontology annotation, biological process: fatty acid metabolic process. The transcript is spliced from 4 exons. Bases 1 to 1536 code for a protein of 511 amino acids. Lineage: Eukaryota; Fungi; Ascomycota; Eurotiomycetes; Eurotiales; Aspergillaceae. Gene Ontology annotation, molecular function: medium-chain fatty acid-CoA ligase activity.